Messenger RNA from Penicillium paradoxum, 3600 nucleotides. Its product is annotated as chromosome segregation protein SMC. The transcript has 5 exons. Gene Ontology annotation, biological process: mitotic sister chromatid cohesion. Bases 1 to 3600 code for a protein of 1199 amino acids. NCBI's taxonomy places the organism in Eukaryota, Fungi, Ascomycota, Eurotiomycetes, Eurotiales, Aspergillaceae. Gene Ontology annotation, cellular component: chromosome. Gene Ontology annotation, molecular function: double-stranded DNA binding; ATP hydrolysis activity; ATP binding. The record is from RefSeq and is a predicted model, not a curated record.
AUGUAUGUCAAGCAGAUCAUUAUCCAAGGCUUCAAGAGCUACAAGGAUCAAACGGUCAUUGAGCCAUUCUCCCCUAAACACAACGUCAUUGUCGGCCGUAAUGGUUCGGGCAAGAGUAACUUCUUCGCGGCCAUUCGAUUCGUCCUCAGCGAUGCUUAUACUCACCUUGGAAGAGAGGAGCGCCAAGCCCUCUUACAUGAAGGUUCCGGCUCUGCUGUGAUGUCUGCCUACGUCGAGAUCAUUUUCGAUAACUCUGAUGAUCGAUUCCCCACCGGAAAACCCGAGGUAGUCUUGCGUCGAACCAUCGGUAUCAAGAAGGACGAAUACACCCUAGACCGCAAGAAUGCCACCAAGAACGACGUUAUGAAUCUGCUCGAGUCGGCUGGUUUCUCUCGAUCCAACCCUUACUAUAUUGUUCCCCAAGGCCGUGUAACUGCGUUGACCAACAUGAAGGACUCUGAGCGCUUAGUUCUACUCAAGGAGGUUGCUGGCACUCAGGUCUAUGAAGCUCGUCGCUCGGAGUCCUUGAAGAUUAUGAAUGAAACCAACAGCAAACGAGCCAAAAUCGACGAACUCUUGGAUUACAUUAACGAACGACUUGCUGAGCUUGAGGAGGAAAAAGACGAGCUUCGGAGCUAUCAGGAGAAAGAUAAAGAGCGCCGCUGCCUAGAGUACACGAUUUACUCCCUCGAACAGCAAGAGAUCGGCAGGGUUCUCAAUGAAAUCGAAGAGCGGAGACAGAAUGGCGUCGAGGAUGCGGACAACAACCGAGAUCAAUUUAUCGAAGGUGAAAAGGCCAUGGCUCAGAUUGAUGCCGAGAUCGCAGAAUGCCGACAGCAGAUCGAGUUCCUAAAAGUUGAUAAGGUCCAACUUGAGGAUGAACGUCGUGAAGCUUCCAAAUCAUUAGCUCAAAAUGAAUUGCAGGCCAAAUCUCUUUCUGAUAACCAGGCUGCAGCCCAAGCAUUGAAAUCACGCUACGACGCCGCCCUUACCUCUGUUCAGACGGCUAUUGCCGAACGUGAAGCCGAACACCAGGAGAUUCUUCCUCGGUUCAAUGCCUUGAAGGAUCAGGAAGAUACUGUCAAAUCGCAAUUAACGGACGCUGAGACGUCACGUCAGCGUUUGUACGCGAAGCAGGGCCGAAACUCACGAUUUAAGAACAAGUCCGAACGUGACAAGUGGCUUAACAUGGAAGUCCGCGAAAGCCAAAACUCUCUCAACGCUGUGCAAAGUGUGAUCACGCAGACUCAAGAAGAUAUCCAAGACCUUGAAAACGAGAUCGCUGCUCUGGAGCCGGAGACUGAACGCUUGCGUCAGCAAAUCGAUGGACGUGGUGACACAAUGCAUUCUGUAGAUCAACAAGUCCAAGAUGCCAAGGAUGAAAGAGAUCGUCUGAUGGAUCAGAGGAAGGAACUUUGGAGAGAGGAGGCGAAGCUUGACUCCGUGCUCUCUAACGCAUCUCAGGAGGUGGACCGUGCCGAGCGCAAUCUCUCCCACAUGAUGGAUAACAACACCAGUCGCGGAAUCGCCGCAGUGCGCCGAAUCAAGCGCCAGCAUAACCUUGAAGGAGUCUACGGUACUCUUGCCGAGCUUUUCGAUGUCAGCGAUAGAUAUCGUACCGCAGUCGAAGUUACCGCCGGGCAGAGUCUAUUCCAUUACGUUGUCGAUACCGAUGAAACUGCGACGACUGUUCUCGAGAUUCUACAAAAGGAAAAGGCCGGCCGUGUGACGUUUAUGCCUCUGAACCGACUUCGUUCUAGACCGAUGAAUAUGCCCCGUGCUAGCGACACGAUACCCAUGAUCGAUAAGUUGCAGUAUGACCCUGCAUACGAACGAGCCUUCCAGCACGUUUUUGGAAAGACCAUCAUUUGCCCAAAUUUGCAGGUUGCGUCGCAAUAUGCACGCAGCCACGGUGUUAAUGCUAUCACCCCUGAGGGUGAUCGAUCAGACAAGCGUGGUGCCUUGACUGGAGGAUACCACGACUCCCGUCAGUCUCGACUAGAGGCUGUCAAAGGUCUAGGAAAGUGGCGAGAUGAAUACGAGACCAAGAAAAACCGCGGCACCGAAAUUCGGAAAGAAUUGGAGAAACUCGACCAGCUGAUCACUAGAGCCGUGGGUGAACUACAGAAGCUCGAGCAACAAAGACAUCAGGUCCAAAACAGCAGUGGACCUUUGCGACAAGAGUUGAGGGCCAAGCGUGAUCUUCUUCAAAACAAGAACGACAACCUCGAUGCUAAGCGACGCGCCCUUCGCAAUGUUGAAUCUAACCUUGCGGCACUGAAUGAUCAGGUCAAUGCAUUCCAGACAGAAUUGUCGUCACCUUUCCAAAAGGCCCUCACCAGUGAAGAGGAGGCACGGCUGGAGACUUUGAGCAGCACGGUACAAGAUCUGCGUCGUCAGUACCAGGAACUUUCAAGUCAACGCAGUGAGCUCGAGGCGCGAAAGUCGGUGCUGGAAGUUGAGCUUCGAGAGAACCUCAACCCUCGCCUUGACCAAUUACUCAACAGAGAUGUUGACAUUGCCGACGAGGAAGUUCAGGGCAACUUGAAGGAGACACAGCGCGAAGUGAAGCGCAUCAGUCAAGCAUUGGACAAGCUUAAUGCACGACUCCAGGAGGUUGACGCCUUGAUUGAGGAAGGUAACACUCGUGUCGUGGACUUGCAACAGCGCAAUGCAGAGACCCGACGCGAGAUUGAAGAACUUGCCAGAUCUAUUGAGAAGCAUCAACGCCGUAUGGAAAAGAGCAUGCAAAAGAAAGCAGCACUCACCAAGCAGGGUGCGGAAUGUGCAGCUAAUAUCCGUUCCCUCGGUGUUCUUCCAGAUGAAGCCUUCACCAAGUAUCAACACACUGACUCCAACACUGUUGUUAAGAAGCUCCACAAGACCAAUGAGGCCCUCAAAAAAUAUUCACACGUCAACAAGAAGGCGUUUGAACAGUAUAACAGUUUCACUAAGCAGCGUGAGACUCUGACGAGUCGUCGUUCUGAGCUGGAUGCAUCGCAAAAGUCCAUCGAUGAUCUCAUUUCUGUUCUUGACCAGCGCAAAGACGAGGCCAUUGAGCGAACCUUCAAGCAAGUCUCUCGUGAAUUCCACAACGUGUUUGAGAAACUUGUUCCUGCCGGUCGCGGUCGUCUUAUCAUUCAAAGGAAGACCGACCGUGCUGCACAAGCCGACGACGAUCUUGAUUCUGAUGACGAGCAAGUUCGGCAGAGUGUCGAGAACUAUGUCGGUGUUGGUAUUAGUGUUAGCUUCAAUAGCAAGCACGACGACCAACAACGUAUCCAACAGCUGAGUGGUGGACAGAAGAGUCUUUGCGCUCUCGCACUGGUGUUCGCCAUCCAGGCUUGCGACCCUGCACCAUUCUAUCUAUUUGACGAGAUCGAUGCCAACCUGGAUGCCCAGUAUCGCACAGCUGUUGCACAGAUGCUCAAAUCCAUCUCAGAUUCGACCAACGGACAAUUCAUUUGUACUACCUUCCGGCCGGAAAUGCUGCAUGUGGCAGAGAAAUGCUACGGUGUGAGCUUCCGGCAGAAGGCUAGUACGAUUGAUGUUGUUUCCAGGGAGGAGGCUCUGAAGUUCGUGGAAGAGCAGAAGACGUGA